AUGAUGUAUGAGAGCGUAGAAGUAGUUGGACUCGCUGCUUGCUCAAAUCCGUUUUUAACUAUGGAUUACUAUCAUCAAAACCGCGGAUGUAUUAUCCUGGAUAAAGGCCUCGAGUCUGGAGCUCCCCGUACCUUCGGUGCCUCACACCUAGACCAGCAUUGGAGCAGCACACAUCACUCUGUGGAGACACAGAGUACGAGCUCAGAGGAGACCUUGCCCAGCCCUCCGUCACCCCCACUUCCCCCACGGGUCUACAAGCCCUGUUUUGUCUGCCAGGACAAGUCAUCAGGCUACCACUAUGGUGUCAGUGCAUGUGAGGGCUGCAAGGGUUUCUUCCGGAGAAGUAUUCAAAAGAACAUGGUGUACACCUGCCACAGAGAGAAGAGCUGCACCAUCAACAAAGUCACUCGUAACCGCUGCCAGUACUGUCGCCUACAGAAGUGUCUGGAAGUGGGCAUGUCUAAAGAGUCUGUUCGGAAUGACCGGAACAAGAAGAAGAAGGAGGAGAAAAGUUUGGACUGCUGUGGGAGUUAUGUGCUGAAUCCUGACACAGAGCAGAUGAUUGAGCGUGUGCGUAAAGCUCACCAGGACACCUUCCCCUCUCUCUGCCAGCUGGGCAAGUACACCACAAAUAACAGUGCAGACCACCGGGUGUCUCUGGAUGUGGACCUCUGGGAUAAGUUUAGUGAACUGUCUACUAAGUGCAUCAUUAAAACAGUGGAGUUUGCCAAGCAGCUUCCCGGCUUCACCACGCUGACUAUCGCAGACCAGAUAACCCUGUUAAAGGCUGCCUGCCUCGACAUACUGAUCCUGAGGAUAUGCACACGAUACACGCCUGAUCAGGACACCAUGACCUUCUCUGAUGGCCUGACGCUGAACCGAACUCAAAUGCACAACGCCGGCUUUGGGCCACUCACGGAACUGGUGUUUGCAUUUGCCAAUCAACUUUUGCCACUGGAAAUGGACGAUGCAGAGACUGGACUCCUCAGUGCCAUCUGUCUGCUGUGUGGAGACCGUAAAGAUCUGGAGGAGUCAGAUAAAGUGGAUGUUCUUCAGGAGCCACUGCUGGAGGCUUUGAAGAUCUAUGUGAGGAAGAGAAGGCCUCAUAAGCCACACAUGUUCCCUAAGAUGCUGAUGAAGAUCACUGACCUCAGAAGCAUCAGUGCUAAAGGAGCAGAGCGAGUCAUUACGCUGAAGAUGGAGAUCCCGGGCUCCAUGCCUCCUCUCAUCCAGGAGAUGUUGGAGAACUCGGAGGGCCUGGAUGGCCAAGGCAGCGGGGAAACUCUGGUUGAAGGAGAAGCCCCUAAAGGCAGUUCCUCUCCCAGCCUGUCCUCCAGCUCUGUACAGAGCAGUCCUUCAGCACACUCACCCUAA
Chanos chanos (milkfish) is the source of this 1374-nucleotide messenger RNA. It is a transcript of the gene rarab, whose product is annotated as retinoic acid receptor, alpha b. Gene Ontology annotation, biological process: retinoic acid receptor signaling pathway; cellular response to corticotropin-releasing hormone stimulus; regulation of transcription by RNA polymerase II. The transcript is spliced from 8 exons. Gene Ontology annotation, molecular function: RNA polymerase II cis-regulatory region sequence-specific DNA binding; nuclear glucocorticoid receptor binding; nuclear receptor activity. The record is from RefSeq and is a predicted model, not a curated record. The coding region runs from base 1 to 1374 and encodes 457 amino acids. NCBI's taxonomy places the organism in Eukaryota, Metazoa, Chordata, Actinopteri, Gonorynchiformes, Chanidae. Gene Ontology annotation, cellular component: transcription regulator complex; nucleus.